Molecule: messenger RNA, 648 nt
Organism: Puccinia graminis f. sp. tritici CRL 75-36-700-3
Lineage: Eukaryota; Fungi; Basidiomycota; Pucciniomycetes; Pucciniales; Pucciniaceae
Exons: 1
Coding region: 8-337 (109 amino acids)
Source: RefSeq, a predicted model, not a curated record
AUCACCCAUGAGCACCAAGCGCGAAGCGGGGGAAAUGGAAAGUGCCCGGAUGCAUGGUAUAUGCCUUGGCGAUGGCAAUACCCCCCAGGCAUUUUACCUUGUGAUUAUUCACGAGCAAACAAAGGGAUUAUCAUCUUUCGGUUUGGCACCAGAAGUCAUCCCAUUCAAAAACGAGUCGCAGCCUCACUCUGCGUUACGAUUAGCGGCGACAUUUGUAUUGAUUAGCGGUGAAGCUAAUCAUGGUAUGACAUCAACGAAUGUUGCCCAUCGGGAAGAUGAGAAAUACCAACCUGCUUGUAUAUGCCAAUUACACGUCUGCGGUCAAGGGGUAUGGUGAUCUCUGUGCUGGUCGACCUAGACCUUGAUGUGAGGCCGGACGAAAUACUACAUGCAAGGCAAGAGGAUGCAUGUUUAUCCAUUUCUUUUGCUUGUGUUACUCAAUUGGACGGGCUCAACACUCUCAGAUAAGACUAUCCAGGUUUUGCACAGGCAAACAACCUGGGAAUGACAUCAUGUAUUCACAUUACCUUGCAAUCCUCUUCUAUCAUUUUCCUGGUACUUGGAGGAAGUGCUGCAUUUGCUAAGCUGCAGAUAACUAAAAAGGCAUUGAGACAUUGCUAUUCUUUUCUCCUUUUCUGCCAUUUGAGC